UUUUCCGGCAGUCAUGAUUGCAGUACACGUAGUGUACGUUCGUACAGCUUGUGUCUACACGUACGAAGGUACACGUAUAGACAGGAGCUUCGCUCCAAUCUGCUACCCUGUAGCUAGACACUCUUCCCACCUCUUUUCUAGUUUCGAAACUUCAGUAAGUUAUCUGGUCUGCACCGCGCGCGCGCUCCAGACUGAGGGAACCCGCGAUUCUCUUCCUUUCCACCCUGACCAUCGUAGUCGAGAAGCGAUCUCGCGCUUCAGGUUUGAUAGAACGCGCUCGAGCGCGCGCGCAGUUUGGGGCGCGUAGGACGACCCACGCCAUCACCAAAAGUUGCUACGGGUGGAGCUGGGGAUGACAAGAUCCUAUGUGUAGUGACUCCGCCAGACGGGACACGACAAUUGAGCGACAGAAGGUCGCUACGUGCUCCCCUUCGAAGUCACACGAGCAACAGAAAAGGAAGAGGCCGCAGCGGUGGGGAAAGAAGAAGAGCUUGGGGAAAGGUUCCUAUGUGAAAGCGAACGCAAUCACAACAAGAAGGUCCCCGCGCCUCGACCUCGUCCCCUUUCUGGAACGGGCAUGCCCCCGUUCGCGAGCGACCCACUUCACCAGUGUGGCGUUGUGAGCGACGGGUGUGUGUGGCAGUGCGGUGUGAUUGUGCACGGCUACAUACUCCUCCGUGUGAGCUUCACGAUAGAUCUAACACUAUCGAUAGAUGAAACGGCAUAGCGUGAACGUAGAUCCUAAUCGUCUUCAUCCGCAGGGGCACCCUCCUCCAUGGCGUCUUCUAGGAUCUCGCCGUCCUGGUGCUCGCCGCCAUCUUCUUUCUUUUUCUUCUCAGGCGGCGGUGCGCGCUCCGUCGGUGCGCUGCGCUUCUUCUUCGGCUUCUUACCGAUGCCGAUCUGGGUGUGAGGAGAAAAGACGACGAUGGA
Molecule: messenger RNA, 930 nt
Organism: Micromonas pusilla CCMP1545
Lineage: Eukaryota; Viridiplantae; Chlorophyta; Mamiellophyceae; Mamiellales; Mamiellaceae
Exons: 1
Coding region: 14-307 (97 amino acids)
Source: RefSeq, a predicted model, not a curated record